UGCGCGUGAAGUUGGAGCAUGGCCAAUCAGAUCGUCCAGGUCGAGGUGAACAACAUCUUCCGAAGUCCGUGUCUAUCCAUUUUGGGCAGGAAGAGGCCAUGAUUUCGCAUGUGUAAGGUGUGCAUGUGCAUCGCAAUGGAAGGCUUCGCGCAUAGGAUUUGAACUUCAAUCUCUGCGAGCAACUUCUUCUUCUUUGCCAACAUCCGCCACCUCUUGGGCAUACUAGAUACUGGACACAACUCCCUGAAGUCGGUGGUAAACAGUAUCGAUGGCCGCCUCUGAUCAGCUGCCCGAGCGCGAUACAUACAAUGCUCGUAGCGCACCUCACCCGGAGCCUCCUGCAUUUGCAGACACGGCUCCGCACGGGCAACUCCCGACAAGCAUGCAAAACCAUGCACCUGCGACGCCAUACUUCUAUACGCAGUCAGCCACACCUUCACACAGCUUCCAUACGCCAGUCAGCCAAGACUACGGGCAGAAUUUCCAGUAUCGAACAUUCGUGGGCCCAGAUGUGCCAUUUCAGUGGUACACAGAGAGUGUCGGGAUGAAUCAAAGUGCAUGGCAGGCACAAGGACCUGAAUGCACAACGACUCCCUUCGAUUUCUCUGCUCCGAUCGCGCCUGCAGCAGCUGGAGUGAGCGACACAUACUCUUACAGAACCACGGCCGAGCAGCUACGUGGAAACCGUCCUGGCACUUUUGACCGAAUGGCUUUCGCUCAAGUGCCUGGUGAGCUCGACCAAAAUCCUGCAGCGCCUGGGCAGCACAUAGGUCAUCCUCUCGCUGCUGGUCCGAGCCAAUACGACGCUUGGCCCUCCCAACCUAUGUGGCCGUCCACUCCCUCAACACCGCAGAAUCAUAUGGACACCUCUGUCCCCGGCUCAUCCCACACGCGUCCGGGCACCUCCGGGCGGCGCAAAACGAGGCAACCUGUCGCACGCCCGGCGCCGCUUGUUACACCCAGUCCACUUCGCUCCAAACGCUCUCAGGCAAGCCAAGACAGCAUGGUUAGGAGAGUGGCUCCCAAGUCACGAUUGCGGGGAGCUAAGAACAUGAGCAAGCUAGUCACUCAUCUGGGCUCUGCAGAUGCGCAUGCCCUGAUCGAUGCCAAGAAGUCGAUCGCAAUCGCUGCCGAUAAGCGAUACGUGGACCAGUUCCAGAGCAAGCAAGAGGCUUUGGAUCAUCUGAGCCGAAUCACUGGUAACCUCCAGUAUCACCAGCUUUCCGCUCAAGUUCAGAUCAAGACAGGCGAUAUAGAUUCCCAGAGCCGCCGUGCGAUUCGACAAUACUUCCUCGACGCCAUUCGCGAGGCGCCAGAUCGCAAUGAGCUCCCUCAUUAUUUCGCGGACGAACAUGAGAAACAGAAUUACGUGCGCAAAAACCAUGAGCAAUAUCAGCAAUGUCUACAAAAACUGGAGAAUCUCACAGACAGCAGCGCCUGUGUCUUUCUGCUCUUGCAGGUGCUCAUUGACGUCUACGACGAAGAUAAAGGCAUUCCCAAAAGCGAUCUCGACUCGGGUUUGCGAACUUCUCGUGGAAAUCACAAACUGGAGAUAGACAUAACCUUCUACCAGAAAGUUGCCUUGAUUGGUGACAUUCUCAAGAAGUACAAGUGGGUAGGCAAGGAUGUGUUGAACAACAACAACAUCCUUCUCAUUGUGGUUGCCACAGAGACUUUUCUCAGAACUAAACUCAACAAUUGCGACAGCAAUGCCACCCGCCAAGAUUGGAAGGACGAGGAGAUGGAGAGCAAGGGCGUGACUAAGCCGAAGCUGAAGGCGAAGACUGUCAGACCUUCUGGUUCACACAACCCCAACGCGACUCUGCCCGUAUCGCAAGAUGGUCCUGCCUCUGGUCUGAGCACCAUACCCAGUGUCUAGGAAGCAUCUGGUCGCCCGGAUGCUCAGACUACAUCAGGCGCUUCCAAUCUGCAUUCUGACACACGAGCAACCACGGCUUCCGCCUUGCAGCCUCUCAUGAACGACCUCUCUUACAACCACAGCCAUUCAAGCGAGGCGACUGUACCUCAACCAUUGAACGAAGGCAGCGUCCACUCGAACGCGUCGCACCUUGCAGACGGUUACCUCUGCAUGAACUGCUUCGAUCUAGGCUGCCAGUUAUGCGGUGCCUUCUGAUCGUCAACAAGUCAGCACCGAAGAGCGAAAGGAACAUCGGCAGGCCAUUCUGAUACUUUCAGAAUUUUCGCCACGCUCAACCACGCCCGCCGCGCUGUUGGUACGACCCGACUCGACACACUCACAAUCUCAUCGAGAUAGACCUUAGCGAUAGAGAAAAUUUUCUAAAGGUUCCCGAGAAUGAAUCAUAAUUGAGGCAAAGCAGGCAGCAAACAUACAUCAUACAAGGAGCGAUACAUCAAAGCUUCCUGGUGAGGACUUUCGU
Molecule: messenger RNA, 2399 nt
Organism: Cercospora beticola
Lineage: Eukaryota; Fungi; Ascomycota; Dothideomycetes; Mycosphaerellales; Mycosphaerellaceae
Source: RefSeq, a predicted model, not a curated record